Molecule: messenger RNA, 1332 nt
Organism: Entamoeba invadens IP1
Lineage: Eukaryota; Evosea; Mastigamoebida; Endamoebidae
Exons: 1
Coding region: 1-1332 (443 amino acids)
Biological process (GO): medium-chain fatty acid biosynthetic process; medium-chain fatty acid catabolic process
Molecular function (GO): acetylesterase activity; monoacylglycerol lipase activity
Source: RefSeq, a predicted model, not a curated record
AUGGCAAUGUCAAUGACUUUAUGUUUACUUGGCUCAUUGUUUGUUCUGAUGCAGAAGUAUAUAAGGAUGAUCAUGAACAACCCAAUUGAGUUCAUCAGAGUUAUACUACUGACACUCACAUUUCUCUCAUUGAUCUCUUUUAACUUGUCCCUAUUUCUGUUGUUUUUGGUACUGUUCAUCGCCUUCCCUUUAACACUCACUGAAGUCCCAACAAAUUUGUCAGAGAAGUUCCCGAACAAAUUCAGAAACGAAAUUAUGGCAGCAAUAACUCCCUCUAUGAAACCAUUCAGCAUGCCAAUAAAAUACGCAAAUGGGAUAACACAGACCAUCGUUUCUGGUGCGUCGAAAUUCAAAAAGGAUUAUAUCCCUUUCAACCGUGAAAUGAUUGCUGCACCAGAUGGUGGAGAAUUUGCACUUGACUCUGCUGCACAUCAAGAAGAUUUAAGUGUGGACGCGCCUAUCAUUUACAUUCUCCACGGACUGGCUGGUGGGUGUCGUGAACCAUACAUCCAACGCUUUGUGUACUUUGCAAUGGAGAGGAAGUACAGAAUUUUUGUGUUGACGAACAGGGGAUGUGCGGGAACGGUAAUGAAAACGCCACAAGCGUACUGCUCUAUUUUCUUUGAUGAUGCUCUUCAAUCGCUGGAAAUGGUCCACAACAAAUACCCAAAUGCUCCAAUUCAUCUGUUAGGUUUCUCACUUGGUGCAAACACCGCACUUGGCUUGGCAUCGCGAUAUAGUAAUACGAUGGAGGCACUGAAUGUGUCGAGUGCUGUUGGGAUUUCUUCGUCACUGUUUUUGAUCAGUAUCAUGUUGUCCAUAACACCAGCAUUGGACCAAGUCUUCUCGAGUUUUGAACUGAAGUUGGUACAAAAGAACGUUGAAGUCUGGUUGGACGCAAUCAAGAAGGAAAAGAUUUUUGCGGAUGUUGAGAAAAUCAUGGUAUCGAAAACAAUGAAACAGUUUGACGACGGGUUUACGUCGAAGGCAUUUGCACUGGGGCAACCAAGCAAUUAUUACUACAACGUCGAGCAAAUCCACCACUUCAUGCGAAACACACGAAUACCAUGUUUAACACUCAACGCAGAGGACGACCCAGUUGCGAUCAUGACAGAUCAACUCUUUGAACGAAUGAAGAACAUCGCAUCGGUCUCCCCAUUUUAUAUCCCACUCAAAACGAAGACAGGUGGUCAUCUCUCGUGGACAUUUGAAGAAGGAAAGAAGGGAUAUUAUGACGACAUUUGUCUCUCGUUUUUCGACAAGGUGAAUGACUUGGUGAAGUGUGGGGAGUUGAAAGCAAUGAGGGACGAAUUGGUGCCGCAGUUGAAUUAA